This is a messenger RNA of Ictalurus furcatus (blue catfish), 2286 nucleotides long. It is a transcript of the gene seh1l, whose product is annotated as SEH1-like (S. cerevisiae). Gene Ontology annotation, molecular function: structural molecule activity; protein binding. The coding region runs from base 202 to 1296 and encodes 364 amino acids. Lineage: Eukaryota; Metazoa; Chordata; Actinopteri; Siluriformes; Ictaluridae. The record is from RefSeq and is a predicted model, not a curated record. Gene Ontology annotation, cellular component: Seh1-associated complex; nuclear pore outer ring. The transcript is spliced from 9 exons. Gene Ontology annotation, biological process: positive regulation of TORC1 signaling; cellular response to amino acid starvation.
CGUCUUUCAUAUUCGGCCAUUUUGGAUUAAAGCGUUGAAGCGCAGGCGAACAAAAUGGCGUCUUGAGUUCAGUUGAAUUCACGCGCCUCUUAAAAGUUACAGAAAAUAUCCAUGAUUUAUAUGUUUCCCCCUCCACGUUUGAAUUGAAUCAGCGUCCAGGCUAGGCUGAUGUUUGUGGAUUUAUAGGCGUGUAAAUCAAAGAUGUUUGUGGCGAAAAGCAUCGCGGCGGAUCAUAAAGAUCUCAUUCAUGAUGUUUCUUACGACUUCCACGGCCGCAGGAUGGCCACUUGCUCCAGUGACCAAAGCGUCAAGGUUUGGGAUAAAAGUGACAGCGGCGAGUGGCAAUGCACAGCAAGCUGGAAGACUCACAGUGGCUCGGUGUGGCGUGUGACGUGGGCUCACCCGGAGUUCGGUCAGGUUUUAGCGUCCUGUUCCUUUGACCGCACCGCCGCGGUUUGGGAGGAGAUAGUCGGAGAGUCGAACGAUAAACAGCGUGGCCUCAGUCACUGGAUUAAGAGGACGACGCUGGUGGACAGCAGGACGUCGGUGACGGAUGUGAAGUUCGCACCGAAGCACAUGGGUCUGGUCCUGGCCACGUGCUCGGCUGACGGCGUGGUCCGUAUCUACGAAGCUCCGGACGUGAUGAACCUGAGUCAGUGGAGCCUCCAGCACGAGAUCUCCUGCAAACUCUCCUGCUCCUGCAUCUCCUGGAACCCCUCCAGCUCACGUGCACACUCUCCUAUGAUCGCAGUCGGCAGUGACGACAACAACGUGACCUACACCGGAAAAGUGCAGAUCUACGAGUACAACGAAAACACCAGGAAGUACGCCAAAGCAGAAACCCUGAUGACCGUCACGGAUCCGGUCCACGACAUCGCCUUCGCCCCGAACCUCGGCAGGUCCUUCCACGUCCUCGCCAUAGCAACCAAAGACGUGCGCAUUUUCAAGCUGGUGCCUCUGCGGAGAGAGAGCUCCACCAGCUCCGGCACCACCAAGUUCGAAGUGCAGUUAAUGGCUCAGUUCGACAGUCACAACUCUCAGGUGUGGCGCGUGAGCUGGAACAUCACCAGCACGCUGCUCGCCUCGUCAGGGGACGACGGCUGCGUCCGACUCUGGAAAGCUAACUACAUGGAUAACUGGAAGUGCACAGGGAUCCUACGGGGAGAUGGAAGCCCGGUGAACGGCUCCUCGGUCUCGACCGCCGCUCUGAACGCCUCCACGGCUUCAGGAGCUCAGAACACGGGCGUGGGAGCUGCCGGCGCGGGCAGAAAAAAGACUCAACUGAUGCCAGGCUAACGGGGAUUGGCUGUUUGCUGCAUGCUCCACACACACACACUCUCUCUCACACACGCACGCACGCACGCACGCACGCAAGUCUUCGUUCCCCUCCACAAUCACCUCAGGCGACUGCUGAGAGUGAAUAACGGACCAUACACACAGUGUGUGUGUGUUAAUGUUCCACUGACACUGAGAGAUGUCAAACAUCAUGUUUUUAUGUUUAAAAAAAAAUGGUUCUGUUUAUUCUGUCACUUUCUAAAUACUUUGGUUGUUAAUAAAUAAAUAAAUGACUCCAUGUGCAAAAUGGUUGAUUAAAUAAAGCAAUAAAUGAAAGCUGCGGUGAUUUGAUUCCAAUUAUAAUCUAAUCAAUUCAAACCAUUUUACAAAUAAAUUAUAGUAAAUAAACUAAGAAGGUUGCGUCACCUGGAGACAAACUGCUAACAGAACUCUAAACUUUCAGUACAUAAAUUGCUGAUUUAUUUAUUGCUUUAAUCUUUUAUCUGUGGGUUUUGCUCAUUUUUACUUAUUAGGUUUUCUGCUGAUGAUGAGGAAUGUGAUCUAAUCGGGGAUGGAGAGUGAAUUAUAUAAAUGACGUCAUGACGUUAUAAAUAAAAGAAAGACGGUUCUUGAGCGUCACGGUGUGUUUACUGAUGCCGAGAGCUCUGAAUAUCUCAUUCUUCUGGGAUGUGUGAAAUAUCCACAUUCUCCUUCACUUAUUAUUAUUAUUAUUAUUAUUAUUUGGUAUAGUUCAUGCGUUUGGGAAGUUUGUGGUGUUAUCACUCAUUAACACAUUAAUCGACUAAACCCCUGCAGUGUGGAUUGAUUUCCUGAUGUGUGUGUGGAGUGUAGUUACACAUCACUAACAGCAGAGGGAGACGCUGAGCCCACGUCAUCUCCCGCUUUUCACUUUCACUCCACAUCACACACUGCAGCUGAACAGUCUCAACAUGAAUCCAGCUCUUAUUUCAUCACUUAUUAUCAUUAUCAUUAUUAUCAUUUCUAAAACUA